Molecule: messenger RNA, 2916 nt
Organism: Phascolarctos cinereus (koala)
Lineage: Eukaryota; Metazoa; Chordata; Mammalia; Diprotodontia; Phascolarctidae
Gene: CEP57
Product: centrosomal protein 57
Cellular component (GO): centrosome
Molecular function (GO): identical protein binding; gamma-tubulin binding; microtubule binding
Source: RefSeq, a predicted model, not a curated record
ACUUGAGCAGAGGGGGCAAUCGGGAUAUUUUGUGUCCCAGAGGUCUUUUACGUCAGUUCGGUUUAUGGAUUUUUUAUGGUCAUUUUAAGACACCGACCCAAAAUAAUAUCCGGAAAAGUUUCCUUUGCCCCCAUUUCCCUCUUCAAACCAGCCCUGCCCCUUCCUUGCGUUUGGAAUUAUCCUGUUUUGUUAUUGGUCCUUUUCGCUUUCAAUCCGACACCUUGUGGCGUCAUCUUGGGGAAAGGGCGGGUUCUCUCCCUCCCACCACUCCCGGACCAUGUCCUCUUCUUUGAUUGGUUAUUUGUGACGCCUGUCCAGAACAUCCUACCCGAACCACCUCUGUCUACUGCAGCCAUGGUUCGGCUGUCUGCAUCUUCUUAUGUAGGCUAUCCACCUGAUAAGCCUUUCCUUAAUUCGGAUAUACGACGCUCUCCACAAAAACCAACGUGUGCCUAUCCAGAAAGCAAUAGCAGAGCCAUAUUUUCUGCACUGAAGAAUCUUCAAGAGAAGAUUCGGCGUUUAGAACUUGAACGGAUUCAAGCAGAAGAAAGUGUGAAAACCUUGUCUAGAGAAACAAGUGAAUACAAGAAAGUGCUGGACGAACAAAUACAAGAAAGGGAGAACUCAAGGAAUGAAGAGUCAAGACACAAUCAAGAACUGACGUCCCAGUUAUUAGCUGCAGAAAGCAAAUGUAAUCUUUUAGAAAAACAAUUGGAAUACAUGAGAGACAUGAUAAAGCAUGCUAAGAAUGAGAGGACAACUGUCUUGGAAAAACAGAAUUCAAUAGAGAGAGACCAGCAGCAGGGUCAAAUGCAUUUUGAGAACCAACUUGAAAAACUGGAUAUUCUUGAGCAGGAAUAUAACAAACUUACUGCCAUGCAGGCUCUUGCAGAGAAAAAAAUGCAGGAACUGGAAUCAAAACUCCGUGAAGAAGAACAGGAAAGAAAACGUAUGCAGGAAAAAGCAGCCCAGUUGCAGACUGGAAUAGAAACAAAUAGACAGUUGUUUGAGGAAAAGAUACCAUCGUAUUCUACCAAUGCAAGAAGAAUGAAGAAAAAGAAAACAAAACAGCCAGACAAGAAAUCCCCUAGGAACCAUUUUCAUGUACAGCCACAUUACAGGUUGUGCUUGGGUGACAUGCCGUUUGUAGCUGGAAAGUCCACUACCCCUAGCCAUGCAGUGGUAGCCAAUGUACAACAUGUUUUACAUUUAAUGAAGCAGCAUAAUAAAGCCUUAUGCAAUAAUCGUGUGGUCAGCAGUGUUCCCCUGGCAAAGCAGGGGUCUCCUCGAAAUGGUAAAGGCAGGAAGUUAUCAGCAUCAUCCUCUUCCUCCUCCACUUGUCAUGAAGAACUAUUUGAAGUCUUACAGACAUUACAGGAUGAAUUUGGACAGAUGAGUUUUGAUCACCAACAACUAGCCAAACUUAUCCAGGAAACACCAACUAAUGAACUGAAAGAGGACCUCGAGCGGGAACUUGAGGAAUUAGUGGAAAGGAUGGAAGCUAAGGCUAAUCAAAUAACUAAAGUUCGAAAACAUCAGGCCCGGCUGGAGAGACAGAUGAAGGAGCUAAAGGGUAGCAAAAAGUGUUUGGAGGAUCAGGAAGGCAACAGCAAGCUCUAUCCUGGGGUCACUGGGAGCUCCCCUAAGAAGGACUCUAUUUCUGUCAAACGGAACCCUGGAGAGAAAAGCCGUCGAAACCUUCAGUUGUUGAAGGACAUGCAAACCAUACAGACUUCGAUUCAAAAAGAUAACUUAGGUUGGGAAUAUUGAUUGGUACUAGGUCAAAUGUUUUAUUCAUAUAAUUUAUAUUUUGUCAUAUGUUGACAAUUCACAUAUUAAAAAUAGCAUAUUCUUAUACUUUUUUGAGGGACUAAUAAUACUUGUGCUGAGGACCACUGUUUUAAAUAGCUCCAGUAAAGGUUGAACAGUUUUACUGGAAACAUAAGAAGCCACAUUUUACUGAAUUCCCUUUGGCAAAUCUUGCUGUACUUGUGCAGUUUUGUAAACAAACUCCCAGGUUUUUAUUUGUGGAUUUUUUUUAAAAAUUGUGUCUUCUAUAGCUGAAUUAAAAUUAAGUUUAAAUUAUCUAAACACAAAACACAAAUGUGUAUGUAGAGUUAUCAGCACUGCUUGAAAAGUCUCAUAAACCUUACCCCAACGUAUUUUUUCCAUCUCCAACCCCCAGAAUUGCUUUAUUUUGCUACUGAUGGAGGCUUUUUGAAUUUUAAAUCCUUUAAAUAUUUUCUUAUCCCAGUUCAUGUUGUAGAAUAGGACUUUACUAAUUAAUGAUUAAAAUCAUUUUUCCCCCUUCUCCACUGGUAUGUUAUCUCAGUAGCUCUUUAGUUUACCAAAAAAAAAAGGCAAAAAUUCAGUUUUUUAAAACCAAAACAAACAAUUUGUUUCUAGCCAGUUUUAAGCGAAAUUAGUGUUGCUUUUCAACCCAUUUUAACAAAACAAAAUUAUUAUUUCCAGAAAACCCAAAAUAAUCAUUUAAGGUAGUAGCCUGUAAAUAGAACAUGAGGUUAGCACAAUAAAAAAAUUAUCUGAGUGUUUUUCAGUGUGAACAAAUUUUGGUGUGAAAAUAGACAAUGAGAGUUAGGAAGAAAGUGAAAAACCAACCUGGGGUGGGGUGGAGGGUGUUAUAAAAGCAUGUACAUUUGCUGUUUUUAAAUAUUGCCUCUUCGUAAUCAUGCCAUUCAAUCCUGGCAGUGUGUUUUUUAUCUUGAAAUAGAUACUGAACACCUUGGAUAGUUACCUUUAUUAGUGUUCUGUACAUAUACAAAAUAAACUGUGCACAGCAACUGUUAUUUAUUAUGUUAAUGAUGUAAAAAAAUUCUUCCUAUUUUGGAAUAUACAAAAACAUGUUAACUUUUUAUAAAUGUGCCAUUAAAAUCAAUAAAGCCAGCUUUGUUUUAA